Molecule: messenger RNA, 1761 nt
Organism: Penicillium olsonii
Lineage: Eukaryota; Fungi; Ascomycota; Eurotiomycetes; Eurotiales; Aspergillaceae
Source: the annotation of a GenBank genome assembly
AUGAAGUUGUUUACGGUCGCAGCGCUCGCCGCUAGCGCAGGAGCAUUCACAGACCUCCAAACAAACCUUCAAUCAGCCGUACAAACAGUCCUCCAGCACAGUGAAUCGCGGAAACCAAAUAUCCUCUUCGUGAUCACCGACGACCAAGACCUCCAGCUCGACUCAAUAAAUUACACACCCCUCAUCUCCAAACAUGUCCGCGAUCAAGGAACAUUCUUCACAAAUCACUUCGUCACAACAGCACUAUGCUGUCCAUCGCGCGUGAGUCUCUGGACAGGUCGCCAGGCCCACAACACAAACGUCACAGACGUGAAGCCGCCCUAUGGCGGAUAUCCGAAGUUCGUGGAACGCGGCUUCAACGACGACUUCUUGCCCAUCUGGCUCCAAGAUGCCGGGUAUGACACCUACUACACGGGGAAAAUGUUCAACGCGCAUACCGUGGACAAUUAUCAUUCUCCACACAUUAACGGAUUCAAUGGAUCUGAUUUCUUACUCGAUCCAUACACAUAUUCGUACCUGAAUUCGACCUAUCAGCGUAAUCGAGAUGCGCCCGUGAGUCACGAGGGUGAGCAUACCAUUGACGUGAUCACGCGCAAAGCCUUGGGCUUCUUGGACGACGCGCUUGAGGGCGACAGGCCAUUUUUCCUGGCUGUUUCGCCUGUCGCUCCACACUCGAAUGUGGACCCUGAUGCCAUUGAGGGAGGCAAGAUUUCCAUGACAUUGCCUAUCCCACUCAAGCGCCAUGAGGAUCUCUUCCAGGAUGUCAAGGUUCCUCGCCACGAGAACUUCAAUCCAGACCAGCCAAGUGGGGCCGGUUGGAUUCGCGAUCUGCCCAAGCAGAACCAAACGGUCGUUGAUUACAAUGAUCUAUUCUAUCGCUCUCGUUUGCAAGCCUUGCAGGGUGUUGAUGAAUUGGUGGAUUCUCUUGUCACUCGCCUUGAAGAGAGCGAUCAGGUGGAUAAUACUUAUAUUAUCUAUACUUCCGACAAUGGCUUCCAUAUCGGCCAGCACCGCCUGCCACCGGGAAAGACCUGUGGAUUCGAGGAGGAUAUCCGAGUGCCGUUGUUCAUCCGAGGUCCUGGUAUUCCCAAAGGCCAUGUUCAGGAUGCAGUGACUACGCACGUGGACCUGGCGCCCACUUUCUUCCAUCUGGCCGGUAUUCCUGCGAGGACAGACUUCGAUGGUAUCACGAUCCCCAUCACGCCUGAUUUUGAAGCCGAGAGACAUGAGCAUGUCACGGUAGAAUACUGGGGCUCCGCCGUUGCGGAGGGAGCAUUCAGUGGAAUUGGUCCGCAAGGGUCAACUCUGAUUCCAAAUAACACCUACAAAUCCGUUCGCCUUCUCGGGGAGGGCUACAACUUGUACUAUUCCGUAUGGUGCAACAACGAACACGAGCUCUACGACUUAUCGACGGAUCCCUACCAAGUUAACAACUUGUACCCAAAUUCACCCAUUGAAAGUAGCGAUAGUCCCCAAAUUCUGGGACGCAACCUGAACCAGGCGAUCAACCGGCUAGAUGCAUUGCUCAUGGUUCUAAAGUCCUGCCAAGGGAAGACUUGCAUUCAGCCCUGGGAUGUGUUGCAGCCAGUAGACAACGUGAGUACGCUCCGUGAUGCGCUGGUUGAGGAGUACGAUGACUUUUACGCCGCGCAACCUCAGGUUUCGUUUGACUGGUGUGGGGAGGGAUACAUCAUAGACGCCGAAGGGCCACAAGAUCCAUUAACGAGUCGAUAUGGUGUUUCCUGGGACGUUUGGGUUUAG